AUGCCUCUGCCGUUGCACCAUUCGGCCUGGGUGGUCAUCGUACCUUCACCAGCUCAAACAUGUACCGCUGGUUCGUCAAAGGGCACCCUACGCAUCAAGAAGCGCCCAGCUAACAUCUUCCCCCAAAAUGCCGGCAGCCCAGCAUAUGCCCCCGUCUUCGGCGCCCUGGGCUGCUGCUCAGCCAUCACGCUGACCGUCAUCGGCGCCUCCUACGGCACCGCCAAGUCGGCCCCCGCCAUCUUCGCCUCGGGCGUCCUGCGCCCCGACCGCCUCAUGCAGAACACGCUGUGCGCCGUCAUGGCCCAGAUCCUGGCCAUCUACGGCCUCGUCGCCUCCGUCCUCAUCGCCGGCGACCUCAGGGAGAAGACGACCCUCUUCGCCGCCUUCCUGCAGCUCGGCGCCGGGCUCGCCGUCGGGCUGAGCGGCAUGGCGGCUGGUUUCAGCAUUGGCAUCAUCGGCGAUGCGGGCGUGAGAGCGAGCACCCAGCAGCCCAGGCUCUACUCUGGCAUGGUGCUGAUUCUCAUCUUUGCCGAGGUGCUGGGGUUGUACGGGGUCAUCGUGGCCAUUUUGAUGCUCACCAGGUCGAAAGUUGAUGUGACCGUGUGCGAGAUCUGAAGCCCCCCUUUUAGUGCUCGAAACGCUGCCUUUAAACUUGACAUGGACAAGAUUGGCGUUCGCAAACUCUCAGGCUGGAGGAUUGGUAGUGAAAGCGCUUAGGUCACUUUGACUGCGAGUGACGUUGUGGGUUCAGUCGUACGAUAGUGGUGAAGAGAAAUAAAAAAUACCAACCUGAAGCUCAUGCGCAGCUCUCAAUAUCGCCGCC
This is a messenger RNA of Verticillium dahliae VdLs.17, 823 nucleotides long. RefSeq names its product vacuolar ATP synthase subunit c. The record is from RefSeq and is a predicted model, not a curated record. The transcript has 4 exons. Bases 1 to 615 code for a protein of 204 amino acids. Gene Ontology annotation, molecular function: proton-transporting ATPase activity, rotational mechanism. Gene Ontology annotation, cellular component: proton-transporting V-type ATPase, V0 domain. Gene Ontology annotation, biological process: proton transmembrane transport. NCBI's taxonomy places the organism in Eukaryota, Fungi, Ascomycota, Sordariomycetes, Glomerellales, Plectosphaerellaceae.